UUAUUACACAAUUUAAUUAAAUUAAAAUGAUUUUUUUCUUUUUCUCUUUAUUUUUUACCCCCAAAAACUUUCUCUUUCUUUCCUCAAAAAUAGAAAACAAAAGCUCCAACCAAGAAAGAGGAGAGAGAGUUUGUUCUCUUAUAGUAGAUUUAGGGAGUUCUCGAGGGGGGGAAAAAUCCCAAAAACGCCGGCCGAUUCUCAUCCCGAGAUUUACCGCGGCAAGGUCGGAUUUUGAUGCAACUCCGGCCAUCUCCGUGGCAUUUCCCAACUGGGUUUCCAAUUUCUUGGGAUUUCAUUCUCUCUCCUGAGAGCAAUUUGAAAUCUUUGGAGACCUCUGGCUUAUCCAAUUUUGAUUCAUUAAUCAAUCUCUAUGAUCCCCAGACAAAAUUGUUCAAAUUACUAUUUUGGUCAGAAUGAUGGUUGAAUCUUUUGCUGAGGAUGAAGCUCAGGUGUUUGAUAUGAUGCCCAGGUGACAAGGGGUCACCUCGGUUUGGGCCCUUAUGGGCUGCAUUUGCUCCAAAGGGAUAAACAAAGAUGAAAUCCUAGCCGACAUCGAAUCCACCAAAUCUUCACGGCAAGUCGCCACCCCAUCGAAGGAAGUUGAGGGAUCAACACCUGACGUGGAGGCAAAUCCUGUACAUAGGGCUGCACCCCCGAGGUCCCUAUCAAAAAGAGUUUUAGACAUUGUGUCUGUUCCAGUUGUCGCUGCCAUCACGAGAGUGGCUAAUGGGCACCAGAGGAAUGUCACGGUUAACGCAGAGGAGCUAAACUCAAGAAAUGGGGAAGUCGCCAAUGGAGUUUCCACGGAGUAUGUGAUUGCUGGCUGGCCUUCUUGGUUGACAUCGGUUGCUGCUGAGGCGAUUAAAGGGUGGUUGCCUCGGAGAGCAGAGUCUUUCGAGAAAUUGGAUAAGAUUGGACAAGGAACUUAUAGUAGUGUAUACAGGGCCCGUGACCUUGAGACUGGAAAAAUUGUUGCACUUAAGAAAGUGCGAUUUGUUAAUAUGGAUCCUGAGAGUGUGCGCUUUAUGGCAAGGGAGAUCCAUAUUCUUCGUAAACUUGAUCACCCAAAUGUUAUUAAACUCGAAGGUAUAGUUACGUCACGAGUCUCAUGCAGCCUGUACCUUGUAUUUGAAUACAUGGAGCAUGAUCUUGCUGGGCUGAUAGCAACACCCGGUAUCAAGUUCACUGAGCCACAGGUCAAGUGUUUCAUGCAACAAUUACUCAGUGGGCUUGAUCACUGUCACAGUCGUGGGGUUUUGCAUAGAGAUAUCAAAGGUUCUAAUCUUCUAAUUGAUAGCAAUGGAGUUCUUAAAAUAGGAGAUUUUGGCCUUGCUUCAGUUUUUGGUCCAGCGAAAAAACAACCAAUGACUAGCCGUGUUGUAACACUAUGGUAUCGCCCUCCUGAACUUCUAUUGGGUGCAACUGUGUAUGGUGUGGCUGUUGAUUUGUGGAGUUCUGGUUGCAUUCUUGCAGAAUUAUUUGCUGGGAAGCCUAUUUUUCCAGGAAGAAAUGAGGUUGAACAAUUGCACAAAAUUUUCAAGCUUUGUGGAUCUCCAGCAGAGGACUACUGGAAAAAAGCAAACAUUUCACAAUCAACUAUUUUCAGACCUCAACAUCCAUAUCCACGUCGUGUUAAUGAGACAUUUAAAAAAUUUCCUUCUUCGACUUUAAAUCUAUUGGAUACACUACUUGCCAUAGAGCCAGAUGUAAGGGGAACAGCAACUUCUGCUCUUCAGAGUGAGUUUUUCACUACAGAGCCUCUUGCUUGUGAUCCUUCAAGUUUGCCUAAAUAUCCACCAAGCAAGGAGUAUGAUGCUAAGCUUCGAGACCAGGAAUCUAGGAGGCAAAAGGCAGCAAGUAAAGUUGGGACAGCUGAAGCUGGUGGAAGAGGAGAUUCCCAAGCACAACAACCACAAGAUUACAGUACAGGAGUCCAGAAACAAGCAAAUAUCAAUUACUCCAGAGAGAAUUACAAUCUUGCCAUUGAACCCCCUUCAGAAGAUGGGUAUCGGCACGCUGGAAGUACGAUGCACCCUGGUGCAUAUGGAAACUCAAGAAGUAAGAAUCCUAAGAAUGGGGAUCAUCGGAAUUUUCCUGGACGAUCAGUAAGUACUUUGAAGACAAACAAUGGUGCACAACUUAGAACACAGAGAUCAUAUAUAACUCAGCAUGGAGAUGCUGGAGACUUGGCAAGCUUUGCUGGCGUUUCGAGAAACACUGCAGGCUCGAGAUACAAUAGACCUGCUUCUAGCCACAGGAAAAAUGAUAGAGAAGGCAAGGAUUUUACAGUGGAUUAUGGAAUUAAAAACAAGAGAAUACACAAUUCUGGACCCUUGAUGGGUGCAGGUGGAAACAUGGAUAACAUGCUCAAAGAGCACGAGAGGCAAAUCCAACAGGCAGUAAGAAAAGCUUGCCUCGAUAAUAAAAAGACUUAGCAACACUACUGAGAAGAAACUUUUUUCUUAUCAGCAGUUCAAGAUGCCAGAGAGAAGAAACAUAACAAUCACAGGAAUUGUAAUUUCCUGUAGCUUGAAGUGCUCACAUUGAUCCUAUUUGGAAAGUCUCUCUCAAACUGUAAAUCUUGAAUCCGUUCUCCCAAUUGUAAAUGUAUGUUCUAUAUGAAUUUUUGACAAGGGACUGAUGAUCUGUGUUCGAGGAUGGUGACGGGGCUUUUUUUAAGUAUACAUGUACAGAUCGAGGCGAGGAUUAAACUGUGGAAAGCCAGAUUUUUUUUUGGAUAAGUAACAGGAAUUUAAAGAAGUUGUGCUUACAAACUUUGUUAGUAUAUAUCAAAAAUUUCCUUUUCAUUGUAGUA
Messenger RNA from Asparagus officinalis (garden asparagus), 2815 nucleotides. RefSeq names its product probable serine/threonine-protein kinase At1g09600. Gene Ontology annotation, molecular function: RNA polymerase II CTD heptapeptide repeat kinase activity; cyclin-dependent protein serine/threonine kinase activity; ATP binding. Bases 501 to 2435 code for a protein of 644 amino acids. The record is from RefSeq and is a predicted model, not a curated record. NCBI's taxonomy places the organism in Eukaryota, Viridiplantae, Streptophyta, Magnoliopsida, Asparagales, Asparagaceae. Gene Ontology annotation, cellular component: nucleus; cyclin-dependent protein kinase holoenzyme complex. The transcript has 8 exons. Gene Ontology annotation, biological process: protein phosphorylation; positive regulation of transcription elongation by RNA polymerase II.